AUGUAUGGAUCUAGUGGUUUAGGCAGACGUAGUUGGGGAAAAAGUGAAUCAGGCUUCAAAUCAAACUACAACGGUGAUAGUUCUGGAUUAGCUUUUGGUUCUCUCGAGGCAUGCCUUCAACACAAUUGUGUUUCAUUAGGGUGCUUGUUAUAUGAACUUAGGCAGAUGCUUCAAGGGGUGUUCACUUGCCGUACAAGGAUCACUCGUGCAUGGGGUUGCGACAGAGAGCUGAAAAGGCUAAGAGAGUCAUUGACUGUGAUUCGAGCUGUGUUGCAGGACGCAGAGGAAAGACGAGAGACAGAGAGGUCCAUUAGGCUUUGGCUGGAGAAGCUUAAAGAUGUGGUUUAUGAUGCUGAAGACGUGGUGGAUGAGUUUGGUUAUGAGCUUCUCCGGCGAAGGGUAGAGAUUCAAAACCAGAUGAAGGGUAAGGUAUGUAACUUCUUUUCGCUGUCAAACCCUUUUGCGUUCCAUCUCAAUAUGGCUCAAAAAGUUGAGAAGAUCAAUCAAUUGCUCGAUGAGAUUAAGAAUGAUGCAGCAGUCUUUGGACUUACUAGAGUUGCAUCAUUAGAUAGAAAUUCUCAGCUUAGCCUUAACCGAGAGACAGAUUCUUUCCUUGACAACUUCAAAGUUGUAGGGAGGGAAGAUGUGGUCUCUAAAAUUGUGAGCUUGCUGAUUAGCUCGAGCAAGAAUCAAGUUCUUUCUCUUGUACCCAUAGUGGGUAUGGCAGGUCUUGGAAAAACAACUUUGGCGAAGUUGGUUUCUAAGGUAGUCAAAGAGAGUAAAUUUUUUAAUGUAAUUAUGUGGGUUUGUGUGUCUGAUAAUUUUGAUGAACGGAGGAUUUUAGGAGGAAUGUUGCAAACUCUUGAUGAAAAAACGGGCGGGAUAUAUCACAUUGUUGCUCUUCUACAGCAUCUUGAGAAAAGGUUGGAAGGGAAAAAAUUUCUUCUUGUGCUUGAUGAUGUGUGGAAUGAAGAAUCUAUGAAGGUUAAUAGUUUAAAAAGUCGUUUGGAAAAAAUUAGCAGAAACAAUGGGAAUGCAGUUCUUGUUACAACUCGUAGCAGGCAAGUAGCAUCUGUAAUGGAGACUUAUCCACUAUGUAGGCAUGAAUUGAAACAAUUGUCAAGUGAUGAAUGCUGGUCCAUUAUUAAAGGCAGAGUGUUUGGAAAUGGUGCAUCACUACCUUUGGACUUGGAACCAAUAAGACUGAAGAUUGCAAAAAAGUGUGGAGGUGUGCCAUUGGCAGCAACAGUUAUGGGUGGGACAAUACCUGAGACAUUGACUUUGAAUGCUCCUACUCUUUCUGAUGAUGUAUCUCAUAUUCGUCGUCUGAAUGUCCAAUGUAAUUGGAAACCUGAAAUGUUGUUUCCAACUGGUGGUGCUAGAAAAUUGCGUACUUUAUUCUCAAUGGAUGAUGUCCUUUCGAAUUGGAAAUUGUGGAACUUCAAAAGCUUGCGAGCUCUGGACUUGCACCAGGCAUUUAUUGAAAAGCUGCCAGCUUCAAUCGGCAAGUUCAAGCAUUUGAGAUAUCUUGAUGUUUCAAGAACCACAAUUGAAUCAUUACCUGAAUCCAUCACAAAAUUGUACAACCUCCAAACAUUAAGGCUCAUUGAGUGCAAAUUGCUUCGAAAACUUCCCAAAAAAAUGAAUAAUUUGAUCAGUUUGCGGCAUGUUUAUUUUACUUACAAAUACCAGAUGCCAGCUCAAGUAGGGUGCUUAAUCCGUCUAAAGACACUGCCGCUGUUUGUCAUGGUGGCAGAAGGCCACAACAAAAUUCAAGAAUUGGAAUGCUUGAAUGAGCUAAGACGGAAAUUGUUGAUAAGCAAUCUGGAGCAGGUGAGAGACAAAAAGAAGGCAGUGAAAGCAAAAUUGCAGUCAAAAACAAAAAUAUAUGCAUUGGUAUUUGUAUGGAGCUCAGAAAGAGACAGCAGCAAAAAUGAUGAAGAUGUGCUGGAGGGCCUCCUCCCUCCCCAAAGCAUAAAGAGCUUGAAGAUUGUGAACUAUGUGGGUGAAAAAUUCCCAUCAUGGAUGUUGAUGAAUAUUCCUGACCAUGGUAACUCCUUGAUACUCAACAAUUUGGUGAAGCUGAAAUUGGAAGGCUGCAGGAAGUGUGAGCAACUCAUGAGGCUUGGACAUCUUCCUUGUCUUGAAAUUCUGGAGAUAGAUGAAAUGAGUAAUGUAAGUUUUAUCGGCAAUGAGUUUUACGGAAUUGAGGGAGGAUACCAGAACAGUGGAUGGUGGGAAACAAUGCAACUGUUUCCAUCAUUAAAAGAAUUCUACCUAUGUUCUAUGGAAAGUCUAGUUGAAUGGCUGGCACCAGCUGUAGGUGGAGGCAGUACAUUCGUAUUUCCUUCCCUCAAUGUGUUGAUCAUUUAUGGUUGUCCCCAGUUGAGAAGCAUUCCAAUAAGAUGUCUUUCGUCACUUGUAAAACUGAAAAUCAGUUUUUGUGAUGAAUUGGAUUAUUUGUCUGACUUCCUUGGCUUUACACUUCUUGAAGAUUUAACAAUACAAUGCUGUAAAAAUCUGGUGGCCAUUCCAAGUGUGCAGUUCCUUGCCUCUCUUAGAAGAUUAAGUAUUAAUUGCUGUGAUAGAUUAAAAUUGCUUCCAACUGGACUACAUUCUUGCUCAUCUCUGGAGUAUUUGUCAAUAACUGGCUGCAAACCUAUGUUCCUGAUGGUCUACAAGAAUUGCCCUCUCUUGUUCAUUUAG
Messenger RNA from Hevea brasiliensis (rubber tree), 2706 nucleotides. RefSeq names its product putative disease resistance protein RGA3. The record is from RefSeq and is a predicted model, not a curated record. Gene Ontology annotation, biological process: defense response to other organism. The transcript has 3 exons. Lineage: Eukaryota; Viridiplantae; Streptophyta; Magnoliopsida; Malpighiales; Euphorbiaceae. Gene Ontology annotation, molecular function: ADP binding. Bases 1 to 2706 code for a protein of 901 amino acids.